Molecule: messenger RNA, 585 nt
Organism: Uloborus diversus
Lineage: Eukaryota; Metazoa; Arthropoda; Arachnida; Araneae; Uloboridae
Exons: 4
Coding region: 1-408 (135 amino acids)
Source: RefSeq, a predicted model, not a curated record
AUGCCUCUACGUUUUAUUUUGACAGUUGCUCUUCUAUUUGUGUUAACAUAUUCUAAAACAGAUCAAUAUGAAUUAAAGUAUCCCAUUGGCUGGUCAAAGGACGGGAUACCUCCCCCAGAGUACUUCGAAAACGAAAAGAGGGAUGCAGUAAAAUCAAAACUCUAUUUCAGAAAUCAGCAGCAAUCAGACAAUCUUCAAAAUCUAGAUAACAGCAAUCUGACAGAAAAGCCUCUGCCAAACGACUUUAAAAAGAUUCUCGUUCCUGUGUUUUUUACUUUCAAGCUACCAACUUCUACCAAAGAUAUUCCGCCACAGCUGAAAGUGUCUUUCAUGUAUCACUUACCCGAUGAUAUACCAGAUGACAAAUUUUCCUUCAGAAAACGGAAGCAAGAAAAGAGAAAAGCUUGAUUGGUGCCAAAAAAGUUAAUUCGUACCGAGGAUGAGCAAAACGGCAGAAACAGAAGAAAAAAGAACCUCCUGAAUCCCAUCCAAAUGUGUUGGCAUACUUCUACUUAUUUCGAAAACUGUUCCAGUUGCCUAUUGACUCAGUGGCAUUGUCAUUUGCCGCAAUUCAUUGAAUAAACC